AUGCCUAGACUGAAAAAGCUCCCUGAGGCCUUCAAAAACAAGGAUAUAGAUGCCUAUGGUUCUGGGAAGGGAUUUGAAAGAAUUACCAAACAACUGGGCAUCAAUUAUUCCAUUGCGUGGAAGAUCAUCUACAAGUGGAGAAGAUUUCAAACAACUGCCAGCUUGCCGAGGCCAAGCUGUCCCAGCAAGUUCAGCCCAAGAGCAGAACGCAGGAUGCUAAAAGAAGUGUCUAAGAACCCCAGAAUUUCGACAUAUGACCUACAGGUCCCAGACCUUGCGCGUCGAAACGAAGGUGGUGGAAACGAGGGAGAUGGACCAUCCCUCGUGAACUUUUCUACAAGCCCGGCGCUAGACGAGGACCACAAGGAAGCCGAGGAGGGGGAAAAAGAAGAAUCCCAACACCAGAGGAUGCUGACUGAAACCAAUCUGCUGACUGAUAGUAGAUUAAAUGAAGAGUUGACUUUGAAGAUGGGACAUGAUACUUUAAUACAGAUUGUUGUGAUGGUGAAAUUAGUUCUAGGAUGCUCAGAGUGUCGUAUGGUACUCUCCAAUCCCACAGGAAUUUUUACCUCUCCUUGCUUCCCCAAUAAUUAUCCCAACAAUCAAGCAUGCAAGUGGACCAUCAGGGCCCCUUCUGGGUACAUCAUUCAGAUAACAUUUGUUGAUUUUGAUAUUGAAGAAGCUUCUGGCUGCACAUAUGAUCGUGUAAUUUUGGACACUGGAGACAAAGUCAAAAAAGAUCUCUAUUGUGGCAUGACUGCCAGAGGUUUAUCAUUUAAUUCAUCUAGGAAUGAAAUGAUUGUAUCUUUUAUAAGUGACUUCAGCAUCUCAAAAGCAGGCUUCAAUGCCAGUUAUACCCGAAUUGCUGUAUCUUUGAAGAAUCAAAAGGUUGUCAUUCCACAAUUUCUAGAUUCUGAUUCUGUGUCUCUGGCAAAUUCCAUCCAAGUACCAGAACUUAAUCAGUUCACCUUGUGCUUUGAAGCAACAGCAAACAACAGAAAUAACCAUGACUGGAAGGUUUUCUCCUAUGGUGAUUCCUCUGUGGAAUUCUUCAGCUUUGGAAAAACAAAAAAGGGGCACUUCAUUUUUAUCUCAGACACAGAGUGUUUUUUAAAUGAUGCACUUGACGUCGGUCUAAAUGAGGACUUCUUCACGGAAACGUUUGAAGAGCUUUGCAUUGUAUGGGAUAGCUUGUCAGGCACUGUAGGUGUAAAUGUUAAACAGAUGUAUAAAACAGUCCGUUGUUCAGAUACUUAUGGAAAAGUGAUUCCUGGUAAUGGGAAGUUGGUUCUGGGUUCUGACAGAGAUGACAUAAGCCCUCUAACUGGAGAUAUGUACAACUUCCGGCUUUGGAAUUUUACAAUGAAUUCCCAAUCACUUUUCAACCUCAGCUGUGAUGAGAAAGGCAACAUUGUUGACUGGGAAAAUGAUUUCUGGAGUAUUCCAACAACAUUUCUAAAAGCAGAAAACAACCUGAGUUGUGGCUCAUAUCUCAUUCUCUUGCCUACCGUUGAACCAACUAGCUGUGCCAGUGUAGGAAGCCUUUGCCAAGCUACUGUAAGUUCAACCACUUCAUCACCCACUGUUACCACUAACAUGCCUGAUACUAACAGAACCGAUAAAAUAAUGGAUGGUAGAUUAUACUACAGAAUUGACCUUACUGUCUACAAAGUGAAAGAAGAUGCAGAACCAAAUAUUCAGAAUAUAAUUAGUGAAUGGUUAAUUCACACCAUGGAGAAUUGGAAUUAUACUGUAUGUGUGGUCAGUAUAAGUAUUCAACCAAGUUCAGUGAAAAAUGGAUCAAGAGAAAAGAGAAACACUGGUCAUCAAAGUUUUGAGGUCCGUGCACUUUUAGCUUACAAUUCUACCAACAAUGUAAGUUUAGAAGAACAAACAAUUCAGAGGAAACUCCUAAGCAGUAAUAUCACAGACAACUUGAGACUCCAUGAAGUGAAGGUUCAUUCAGUUGAAAAUUGUGAGGCUCAAGAAUACCCUCAAAAUUACUCCUGGAGAGAAACUGGACCGAGAGAGACUGACACCACAGUCUGCCCUGGCAACCCUACCCAGAUUGCAUCAAGAACAUGCUUUCUAAGCCUGGAUAAUUACACAUCAUACUGGGGUACUCCUGAUCUUAGAAACUGCACAGAAAAUGCUGCUGAUAUAGCCAAUCAGCUACUGAAUCUUACAGGAGAAGGACAGCAGUUGACUUCAGACAAAGUCAAUGAUGUGAUCCAAAAACUAAAAAAACUUGUGAAUGAUGAAGAAAUCAAUGAAUCUUUGGGUUCUACUGUGAUCACAAUAUUUUCCAAUAUUUUAACUAGUUCUGAUAACGUAUUGGCUGCAUCAUCUUCUGAAGCUAUAAAGACAAUUGAUGCCUUGGCACUGAAGAUUCAGUUCACAGGUCCCUCCAUGAGCAUCUCAACCCGCAACUUAGCACUUGGAGUUUCAUCCUUGAAUACAUCUUUAUUCAGUGGAUCUUCCUUCAGUGUUGGUCCCCAGAACAAUGCUUCAGAUUUUAAGAUUGAUUUUGAUAAAAACCAAGAAACUUCCCUUGCUACUAUUACUUUGCCUCCAAGUUUGCUACAGAAUUUAAGUCAAGAAGAUCUUGAAGCUAUAUCCAGGGCUCAGUUCACUUUUUUCAAUAAAAAUGGACUCUUCCAGGAUACAGAAGUUCAUACCAAUUUAACGAGUUACGUGGUAGCAUGCAGUGUGGGGAAUACUACUAUCCGUGAUCUCAAGGAAGCUGUGAAAAUUACAAUUAAGCAUACGUUUAAGCAUGACAACAUCCAGAAGGCUCGUAAUACCACUUGUGUCUUUUGGGAUAUGAACAAGAACAGAGGCCAAGGUGGGUGGAAUAUUACAGGCUGCUAUGCACUUCCAGAGUCAAAUGAGAAUGAGACUGUCUGUCUCUGCAAUCAUCUUACACACUUUGGUGUAUUGAUGGAUUUGCCAGGAACAGCUUCACAAAUAGAUCCUGCAAAUACCAGAGUUCUCACUUUCAUAACAUAUAUUGGUUGUGGAAUAUCCGCCAUAUUUUCUGCUGCAACUCUUCUGACAUAUAUUGCUUUUGAAAAACUGCGAAGAGAUUAUCCUUCUAAAAUCCUAAUGAAUUUGAGCACAGCUUUGCUUUGCCUAAAUCUGGUCUUCCUCCUUGAUGGUUGGAUUGCGUCAUUUGACAUAGAAGGCCUCUGCAUUGCCAUUGCUGCCCUCCUGCAUUACUUUCUUCUGGCGACCUUCACCUGGAUGGCCCUUGAAGCUGUUCAUAUGUACAUAGCUCUAGUAAAAGUAUUCAAUACUUAUAUUCGCCGAUACAUAUUAAAAUUUUGUGUCAUUGGUUGGGGUUUACCAGCAUUGGUGGUCAUUGUUAUUCUAGCAAGCACACACGCAAAUACAAGUCAUAUUUACAACAAAGUUCUAUAUGGCAAAAAUAAUGAACAAGGUGGAGAUGAUUUCUGCUGGAUUAAAAACAGUAUUGUAUUUUACGUGACGUGUGUUGGCUAUUUUGGAAUCAUGUUCCUCAUGAACAUUGCCAUGUUUGUUGUGGUGAUGAUGCAAAUAUGUGGACGAAAUGGCAAACGGAGCAAUAGGACUAUGCGGGAAGAGAUCCUGAGGAACCUUCGUAGUGUUAUUAGCCUGACCUUCCUCCUAGGCAUGACAUGGGGCUUUGCUUUUUUUGCCUGGGGGCCACUAUAUUUUCCUUUUUUGUACCUCUUCUGUAUUUUCAACUCAUUGCAAGGUUUAUUUAUAUUUAUAUUCCACUGUGCAAUGAAAGAAAAUGUACAAAAGCAAUGGAGAAGACAUCUUUGUUGUGGAAGAUUCAGGCUGGCAGAUAACUCAGACUGGAGUAAAACAGCAACGAAUAUAAUAAAGAAGAGUUCAGACAAUCUGGGGAAAUCCUUAUCUUCCAGUUCUAUUGGUUCUAAUUCAACAUACCUGACUUCAAAAUCAAAAUCCACAUCAAACACCUACCAUAAAAGGAACAGCCAUUCUGACAAUGUUUUUCUUGACAAGCCUUCACCAAAAUACAUCCAAGUAGACACAGAGCAGACGUCAAUCAUCCCAGUUCACCAAGUCAUUGACAAAGUGAAGGGUUACUACAGUACUCAGUCAGACAAUUUCUAUAGAAAUAUGAUCAUGUCAGACUCCCUGAGCCACAGUACAAAAUUCUGAGUGUCUGGGCAUCUGGAAGAAGAGAAGUCAACAAACAGAAUGAAGAUUCUAAAUGUUGAACUUGGUGGCUGGCCGAAGAAAUAAUCUACCCAAGUGUUGUUAUCCAGUUAUAUAAAUUGUUCAGCGACAUCCUUGCUAUCUCUGGUUGGAGAAACAGAACAUCUAACUAAUUAUUUCCACUGACCCAGUAUGGAUGCUGACACUCUCUCAUCACAACAGUUCUCAAGCAUCUAUCAGUGACAUGUUAAUUAAUCCCAUCUGUAAUCUUGCAAAAUUAAGAAUAUUGUAAAGCCCAAAACUAAAGCAUGCUGUUAAGAUGUUGUAUGGAAUCCUACAUUCUUGGAAGUUUUCUGGUGUGUGUGUGUG
Messenger RNA from Candoia aspera, 4536 nucleotides. RefSeq names its product adhesion G protein-coupled receptor G6 (gene ADGRG6). NCBI's taxonomy places the organism in Eukaryota, Metazoa, Chordata, Lepidosauria, Squamata, Candoiidae. The record is from RefSeq and is a predicted model, not a curated record. Gene Ontology annotation, cellular component: plasma membrane. Gene Ontology annotation, molecular function: G protein-coupled receptor activity; laminin binding. The transcript is spliced from 26 exons. The coding region runs from base 1 to 4170 and encodes 1389 amino acids. Gene Ontology annotation, biological process: cell surface receptor signaling pathway; heart trabecula formation; myelination in peripheral nervous system.